Molecule: messenger RNA, 5361 nt
Organism: Stegastes partitus (bicolor damselfish)
Lineage: Eukaryota; Metazoa; Chordata; Actinopteri; Pomacentridae
Gene: tubgcp3
Product: tubulin gamma complex component 3
Exons: 23
Coding region: 70-2787 (905 amino acids)
Biological process (GO): spindle assembly; meiotic cell cycle; mitotic cell cycle
Cellular component (GO): spindle pole; gamma-tubulin complex; microtubule organizing center
Molecular function (GO): microtubule minus-end binding; gamma-tubulin binding
Source: RefSeq, a predicted model, not a curated record
UUAGUUCAUAUUAUUCAGUCGCAAUUAAUUAAUUAUUGGGCAGCCUACGACACGUUUGCCACGGACAACAUGGCAACUCUGGAUCAGAAAUCACCCAACGUCCUUCUCCAGAGCCUCUGCUGCAGAAUUACGGGGAAAAGCGAAGCUGAAGUUGCCCACCAGUUCCAGUAUGCGGUGCGAGUCAUUGGCAGUAACUAUGCGCCCACUAUUGAACGAGACGAGUUCCUGGUGUCGGAGAAGAUCAAGAAAGAAUUGCUGAAGCAGAGGAGAGAAGCAGAUGCUGCUCUGUUCUCUGAGCUGCACAGAAAACUUCAGACACAGGGUGUUUUGAAGCAUCGCUGGUCGGUUCUCUACCUGCUGCUGAGCCUUUCUGAAGACCCCCGCAAGCCAUCCAGCAGGGUUGGAAACUAUGGAGCGCUGUUCGCCCAGGCCCUCCCCAGGGACGCCCACUCCACCCCGUUCUACUGCACCCGUCCCCAGAGCCUGGCCCUGGGCUACGGGGAGAGGAGUGCCGGCCUCUCCGCCAGUGUUGGGACCAGCGGGAUUUCCAGUCUGGGAGUCUACACACUGAACGGACCCACACCGACGCCACAGUCCCUACUGGCUGGUCAACCUCCUCAGUCUGCAGCUGGAGGCGGUCAACCUCUGGGCUCUCGGUUAGCCUGGGCUCUUCCUGUAAGCUCCUCCCCCUCCUCCGCUCUGGCCCCGCCCACUGCUCGGCCACCGCUCGGGCCUCCGGUUCCCGCCACCAGAGUCAUCCGUCCUCGACGAGACGGCGAUCCGGCCGGUGAGGUGAGCGAGGCGGCGCUGGUGCGUGACAUCCUCUACGUCUUCCAGGGAAUUGAUGGCAAGUUCAUCAAGAUGAACGCCCAGGAUAACUGCUACAAAAUAGACAGCAAGGUGGUGCUGUGCAAGUCCCUCAGGGACACCAGCAGCCGACUGGCCGAACUCGGCUGGCUCCACAACAAAGUCAGGAAGUACACCGACGCCAGGAGUCUCGACCGGGCCUUUGGAUUGGUCGGACAGAGUUUCUGUGCCUCGCUCCACCAGGAGCUGAAGGAGUACUACAGGCUCCUGUCUGUCCUGCACUCACAGCUGCAGGUGGAGGAUGACCAGGGUGUUAACAUGUGCACAGAGAGCAGUUUGACUCUCAGGAGACUGCUGGUCUGGAUGUACGACCCCAAAGUCCGACUUAAAACGCUGGCCGCCCUCGUCGACUUCUGCCAAGGUCGUAAGGGAGGCGAGCUGGCUUCGGCGGUCCACGCUUACGGGAAAACUGGAGACCCACAGAUGAGAGCGCUGGUUCAGCACAUCCUCAGCCUGGUGUCCCACCCCAUCCUCAACUUCCUCUACAGGUGGAUAUACGACGGAGAGCUAGAAGAUACUUACCACGAGUUCUUUGUAGCAUCAGACCCCAACGUGAAGACCGAUCGUCUGUGGCAUGACAAGUACUCCCUCAGGAAGUCAAUGAUCCCCUCGUUCAUCACCAUGGACCAGGCCCGCAAGGUUCUGCUCAUCGGUAAAUCCAUCAACUUCCUGCAUCAGGUUUGUCACGACAGGACGCCGCCGGGCAAGAUCACACCGGCGUCCAAAUCUGCAGACACUCCCAAGGAUGCUGCCGAGCUGCUGUCGGACCUGGAGGGAGCGUUUCAGGAGAAGAUUGAUGCGGCCUACUUUGACACAAGCAAAUACCUGCUGGACGUUCUCAACCGCAACUACCUGCUGCUGGAGCACCUUCAGGCCAUGAGGAGAUACCUGCUGCUGGGCCAGGGAGACUUCAUCAGACACCUCAUGGACCUGCUAAAACCAGAGUUGGCCCGUCCUGCCACCACUUUAUACCAACACAACCUGACUGGUAUCUUGGAGACGGCAGUCAGAGCCACCAAUGCUCAGUUUGACAAUGCAGAGAUCCUCAAGAGGCUGGAUGUACGCCUGCUCGAGGUGUCUCCUGGUGAUACAGGCUGGGAUGUUUUCAGUCUGGACUACCAUGUUGAUGGACCUAUUGCAACGGUGUUUACAAGGGAGUGUAUGGGCCACUACCUGCGCGUGUUUAAUUUCCUGUGGAGGGCCAAGAGGAUGGAGUACACGCUGACUGACAUCUGGAAGGGACAGAUGUGUAACGCCAAGCUGCUCAAAACCAUGCCGGAGCUGUCCGGCGUGCUGCAUCAGUGUCACAUCCUGGCCUCCGAGAUGGUCCACUUCAUCCACCAAAUGCAGUACUACAUCACCUUUGAGGUGCUGGAGUGCUCCUGGGACGAGCUGUGGAACAAAGUGCAGCAGGCUCAGGACCUCGACCACAUCAUCGCCGCCCACGACGUCUUCCUGGACACCAUCAUCUCAAGAUGCCUGCUGGACAAUAACAGCAGGUCCCUUUUGAACCAGCUGAGGGCCAUAUUUGACCAGAUCAUUGAGUUUCAGAGCGCCCAGGACUCCCUCUACCGCUCAGCGCUGGAGGAGCUCACCCUCCGCCUGCAGUAUGAAGAGAAGAAGCAGCAGAGAGAGGAGGAGGGUCAGUGGGGAGUGACGGCCGAGCAAGAAGCAGAGGAGAAGAAGAGGAUCCAGGAGUUUCAGGAAACCAUACCAAAGAUGCGCUCCCAGCUCCGCAUCCUCACCCACUUCUACCAGAGCAUCGUCCAGCAGUUCUUGGUGUUGCUGAUGACCAGUUCGGAUGAGAGCCUGCGCUUCCUCAGCUUCAGACUGGACUUCAAUGAGCACUACAGGGCCCGAGAGCCGAGACUUCGAGCCUCACUGGGCGCCACCCGUGGGCGACGAAUGUCAAAUAUCUGACACGGCGGCACUGGCGAACGAAUAUUUGUCACAUUGGAGCACGGGGCGCGACAUCACAGAGACUAUAGCAGACUUUAAGCGCCUCGCGUCGGGAUGAUGUCAUGCCUUGGAGGAGCGAUCCAGCGCUGUUCUGGUACCACGGCAGCAGCGGCGACGGUCGCCAAGUGAUGACAUCACAGCAGACAGCUCCAACCGAGUCAGCUGAGCGGGAUCGCAGAGGAGUAAAUGAAACUUUGAGAGCUUGGUGUGGCGAGCAAACCCUGAAACGGAGAGCUUCAGCGAGAUUUCUGCAAAAUAUGAAUCCAUUGUGGAGGAGUGUGAGGAGGUGAGAAACGCUGCUGUCAGACUGAGCUCCCCCGAGUCACACAGGGCCACCUUACAUGGCAUGCCUUAUUAAAAUGAGGAAAAAAAGCAAAACCUUUUUCUUCUCAGUGUGGUUGCCAAAUCUAGUCCCAAUGUAUGUACAUAGAGUUUAUGCAAAAAUGUAUGCGUGUUGUUUAUGCAUCUUUCCACAUCGACACCUGUGGCUUUCCAUCUUCUCACUAGGGUUCGACCGAUAUGGGUUUGCUAUUGAUGUUUGUUUUUUUCAAUUUUGUAUCUGCAGCAGUUAUUAAACUGCAAUCAAUUUUAGUACAGUUGUUCAAAAAUAAAGCCUCUGCUGGAGUUUUGUCCUCAUUAAGGUGGAAAAAAAAAAUGAAAUUUGCGCACUGAAAACUGUACGGACACACAAGGCUAGCCUUUGAUAUGUACCGGUUUAUCGGUCUAACCCUAGUUCUCUGCACUCUCCUACUUACAAUCCAGGGUUUUUUUAGUGUGUCAGGUCAACUUGAUCACAAUCAUACAGGGGAUGUGGAAUUACACAGCACACACUCUCAAACAGUUCUGCAUGAGACAUGAAGACAAGGAGUUCAGACAAGAAGCCGACUUUAUUAUUAAUUAUCAACUUCUUCUUUUUUAUUUUAACUAAAACGUUUGCCAUCAGGUUCUGAGAGUCAAAGAAAAUCUGACUUCAGACCAGUGAGAUGACUCCCUAACUGAGACUUAGCCUUCAAGAAUGUUACUAAGGAUCCACUUAGUUUAUAUUUGAGUGUCUCUUCCCUUUAUUUCCCUGCUUGGUCUGUGCUUUCAUGUCUGUACGAGAGAUGGAUCAUGUCAAAGAAUACAAUCCUCACAACAACCACAACAACCUCACUUCUUUUCACUCCAUAAACCACAGGAACUAUAAAUGCGCAGAGUUUCUUUAGUAAAAAUAAAACCAUUUAAAAAAAAAAAAAAAAGUGUAAAUAUUUCUAAGUGAAAGUCCACGUUUAAAUAAUUAUUUGUUAUGAACUCGGGCGGUUUAUUUUCUGAAAACGAGUAUAUUCAGACAUUAUACAGAAGAAAGCAAGCUAGUAGUCUAUUUAAGUGAGGUUUGAAGAUGAUAUUAAAGGUGACUUUAUUCAGAAUUGUAGCAUCACUUCAGGAUAAAAAUAGAACCUUUAUUAGUUUUAAAAGCUCAAAUGGCAAAGUUUUCUUCCUGUUCUGUUCUGAUCACUGUAACUUUUGGAUUUGUUCAUGUUGAGUGUAUUUGGCUCUAUACUUGCAGUUGUUCACCUGACCCAAACUAUCAAUCCACAGCAAAAAGCCUAAAAUAUUUGCUUAUAGAUUUAAAUCAGAAUAUAAAUGAGGGAAUUUCUGAAUCCAAUUAUGACCCAAACCUGAGCAGUGAAGUGUAAGUUCUCAUUUGCUUCAUAACUUACUUGCUGGAUUUGGUUUCAUGUAGUUGUCGUAAAAAAGCUCAGAUGUUGAGAUAAGAAACCAAGUUGUUUGCAUUUUAAUCAAUAAAUUAUACAAUCAGUCUUGACUGUUGUGGGAGCUCCGGUCCCGAGUCAAGGAUCAGAUGUUUUCAAGACAAAAAAAAAAAGGAAACUAGCAAGCCAGAUUUAACAUAAUUGCUUGUGCAUUUUGAAAAGUUACAGCUGGUUUAGUGUUAUAUGUUCACAGACAUUAACAGUGAAUCUAAUUAGGACCUCGUGCGCCUCCUCUUCCCUCUAAUUCCCAUUUAACUAUACACAAUGGUAAUAUUUCAAGUGAAGUUUUGUUUCUUUUUUUUUAAAUUAUAAGUUGAGUUUCCUCAAGCAGUGCUGUUCAAAUGUUUCAUUGGUUCUGCACAUUAACAAACUUACAGUAUAUUUCAGUUUUGUACAAUAUUCUUCCUCAGCAGCGUUACACAGGGAGUCCACUGGCGGAUGUCCUCCAACAUCCGCCCUGGAGUCUCUGUGCACUUCCAGCUAUUUACAUAAAUGUGUGGUGCAGUGGUUUCCCUGAUUUGAUUUUUGACUUUCAGUUUUAUUGUCAGCGAAACAAAUCGGUGCUGCGUACGGUCUGUAGACCGCUUUACUGCUUUCUGACAAUGAGUUCCUUCAUAUACGUGUGUAAAGAAAUGAUUGAAAUGAAACUGGACCUGGGUCUGCUCUUGUGCUCUGUCUGUUUCUCUGUACUCCACAUUGUAUAGCACAUAAUGUAUAGAAAAUAGGGAUACAAACCAUCCCGCUUCCUCUUUAAUAAAAUGUUUUGUUUUUUUUAAUGAAUGUA